Molecule: messenger RNA, 339 nt
Organism: Protopolystoma xenopodis
Lineage: Eukaryota; Metazoa; Platyhelminthes; Monogenea; Polystomatidea; Polystomatidae
Source: the annotation of a GenBank genome assembly
AUGACGGAAUCCUCUACCUCACAAGCCAACCCUACCGGCAUGAUUCGACGAGGGUAUGAGGAAAUGUGCGGCAAGCGAGCUUAUGUGAGCAAAGAACAGAAAUUGUGGGCAUUCUUGUUUAGCUUCAGCCCCUCAAAUGCACAAGACUUGCUCUCCUCAAGAAGCCAUACCGGCACAGAGACGCAGUGGCCCACAGAUCAGAUGGCUCCUCAUGUGCUUCGCAGGCAAACUGGACAACGCCGAGUAAAAACAGCCUUUAUGGGCACGCAAGCACAACUCACAAAAUGCUCGCAUUGUCUGCAUUAUUGGUCUCUUGUUAGGAGCAUGUUUUCAUCCUGA